Molecule: messenger RNA, 5659 nt
Organism: Harpegnathos saltator (Jerdon's jumping ant)
Lineage: Eukaryota; Metazoa; Arthropoda; Insecta; Hymenoptera; Formicidae
Exons: 7
Coding region: 807-3176 (789 amino acids)
Source: RefSeq, a predicted model, not a curated record
GAGAGAGAGGAGAGAGAGAGAGAAACCGUGAGCGCGCGCGGCACCAUAUAACGUGAGACGGUGUGUCCUCGUUCGUGAGCGCCGUUCGUGAUCCUUGAGAAAGCUCGCCGACGGCCGACGCGGAGCUACGCCCGGACAAGCGCGGCAUGUACAUACGUAGUCGACGGUGAAGUGAUACCGCGUCUACGUGCCCCGUCCUCCCCCUGUUUUACCUACACCCUCGACAUAUCGAGCGCGGUAGUAGUGGCGACGACGCGGCGGUGGUAGCGGGCAGCGGUGGAGGUGGUGGCGGCAGUGAUGAGGAUCUUUCGCGCCACCUGGUAUAAUAGUGUCGGCGCACAAAGUGAAACGUCGUUAUCAUCGUCGUCGUCGUCGUCGUCGUCGUCGUCGUCGCCGUCGCCGUCGUCGUCGUCGUCGCCGACGACAUCAUCCUCCUCCUCAUCAUCAUUAUCAUCGUCGAGGGAAAGCGUGAAAACUGUGAGAGCCGAGAGCCAACGCGUAAAGGGACAACUUUCUCAUGCGGACCGUAUACACGGUGGUCGGCCAUCCAUCGUCAAUACGUCGUCGUUCUCGUCCUCGUCUUCGUCUCUUCGGCCUCUCCUCUUGUCCACAGUCGUGUAACAUGGAUCGCGCGCCGUGUCGUCGGCGAUGCUCUUAGACGGACGUGCUGUUGCACUGCUGCUGCUGCUGCUGCUGCUGCGCGUAUAACCUCAACGAGGGAACACUGUGGCGUGUCAGCCGCCCAGCUGCCCGUCGAGAUGUGAUUUCGCGCAGUGGACUCAAGAAUAUCCUCUUCACCGUCGAGGAUGAGGAACGGCUUCACGGAUAUACCAGUCGCGAGUGCGGACAGCAGCACGGACGCCAUAUGGCUCGAGAAGAGCAGUCCGUCGCGGACAGCACCCGAGCGAGUAUCACUCAAUUUCGAUAAAGUCGUUGUCAAGCAAGAACGUCAAGAAGAUGAAGCGGAGAUCUGUGAACUGGCUGCCAAAAUGGUGGAAGCAAACAAGGCGAAAAUGAUGUCUGCUCUGCAAGGAGCGCAACAAACGAGGCCGCAGUGUCUCGUGUCACAGCCUAAUCUACCCGGUAUCCUAGGAUAUCUGAAUAAACGGCCGAACGAGACUACAUCGUCUGUGUCGAAAGCUCCGGCCGAUAGUCCAGACAGUAGAGUACCACCGUUGGACGACGAAAGCCACAGAGGACGUUUUGGCUGGACCAGUUUUGACGAGAAUCACAUACCCUAUAUAUAUCGCUCCACCGAAAAGUAUUGCGCCGUACGCAUCCUAGAAAAUAAGCUUCUCAACAAGUACCUGAGCUAUCUACACUCGGACAUCUACAGCUGCACCUGUAUAAGGAGUUACUACAUCACGGAGGCGGAGAGCAAGCUGUUCAACGAAAUCAACGUUAAGCACUGCGAGAAUCAGUUCGGGAGGGAACAGUUUACGUGCAAAGACCUGGUGGUGCGUCUCAUAGACGCCAAGGAGUUUUAUAAGUUUCUUGAUGUGUGCUAUACGAAACUGACCGCCGGUACGAAUCCAAGUGUGACGAGCGGUCGUAAGGCUGAGAAAUGCGGUUUCAUACGAAUAAAUAAAGAGUCUGUGGUUCCUUAUACGGUGAAAGACGGCUUACAGUACGUUCCGCUGUUUUAUUUCGAGGGUGAGACUGAGAAUCUCAAGCUGAAGGCAGAGAAACUCGAGGGUUGGGAUCUGUCUUACUUGAAGUUCUGCUGCAAGGUACAGGGUAUACGUAAUGAACUGUUUGCUAGUGAGACGUGCUCGGUAAUUAGUUUGAGUGAUAUUAAGAGUUACUUCCCGCCGGGUACCGGCUUCGAAGACUAUUGGCCGAGCAAAGUUAUGGACUCACAGUUGUUAGUGAAUAGCAAUGGCGGCGGUAGCGGCGGUGGAUGGACAAAGCAACCGCCUACACCGCCAGCGACUAAGCCUACUUCUGUGCAAAAUAACACGAAUAAAGUACCUCUAAACGCGCGCGCCGCUCCAAUGCCUAACAUAAUGCCGCGGGCAGCUACCGUGAGUGCUGCGCCGCAAAUGCCGCGAAUAGGACAACCGAGGCCGGUGGCUACAACGCACCCUGCGCAUUCUUCCCCAUCGGGACUUCCCUCUGGCAGAUCGAACAUGGUGUCGCAAUCUAUGCUGAAUACCGUUCAGGGAGUCGUUAACGGCUGGACCGGGCUCGUUGGCGGCCAACCUGCCUUUCAGACGUCGCUUGUUUCACAAGCGAACUCUAUCAUACGAAUGCCCAAUGCGUCUCUAAAUAUGCAUAACCAAAUGCCUGCUGCCUCUAAAAGUUAUUCCCAACAAUCUAGAAGCAGGGGAAGUAAUAAUGGGGCAGCAGCUCCCCCGUAUCCUGGCGUCUACCCGGUUACGACUAUGCAAAAUGUAGCCCAAGCUCAACAACCACCACCUCUUGUAAGAGCAACGGCUCACACGAGUCAACCCAAUCUCGGUUAUCCCACCUAUGGGAAGGAUGACUGGGUUACCACUACAUACAAUGCAACAUCUACAUUAGGUGUACCUAAUGCAGUCACAGCAAGUACAUAUCCGCAGAUGCUUGGUUUAAGUGAACAAGUUCAAGCUUUGAUGCCAGUGCCUACAUCAGCAUCAAACUUGUUACAUCAACAACAAAGGCAUACACCUGUGCAUAGCACAUCUCUUAACAAGUUUCCACCUCCACUGAUACCAGUUAAUGGUAACAAUGGUAGCUCCAGGGAUUCGAGAGGUAGAAAACCGUUAAUACAAAUAUCGGAGUCGCAUAUAUCCGCCUGUCACGUACAACCAUACCAGAUACAGAAAGCUCUUGUCGAAGAAAAAUUGGUACCCUGCAUUAACUUCAAACCUUACAUCUAUACCGAGUUGUUGAUGACUCUUCCCGAUUUUAUCUCUCAAUACUUUCCUGCCUGCGACAUCAACAGUUGUAGACAAGUUCUUACAGACGUUCUACAUAUAGAUUUAUAUCAAGGAAAUAGACUACAAAUGAAGAUGUUGAUGGAAGCAGGCAAGUGUUCUUCGCUAACCGAAGAACUACCUUUAAUACAAAUUAGGAGUGUCAUGAAAUAUAUGCCACAGUUCAAGUAUAUGUUCAACAGAGGAGAUAUGGUAAUGCCUGUGCCGGCACACUCUUCUGAGGAGCAUGCUGCCAAAAAGCGUCAACGUACCAGCUAGGAUUGGCUACAGCCUUACUGGCCUACUUACGAUUACUAUCAUUCGGCGUUCUAAAGAAGCCGAUGAUGUUUCCAUUCGCGCACGAUAAUAUCGAUUCGCGCAUCUAACGAUGUUCUAGAGAUAGGCAAGGUAUUUGAGCGGGAAAAAUUGCAUCUCGUGUUUGACGUGCAACAAAAAGCACACACGCAACCACCGAAGGAUUAAGUUUUUGUGUACAGUGACAUAGUGUGAGCUAUUUCUUUCUCCAAAGUGCACAACUGCUGCAGUGGAUAACUGUAAAUAAAAUUGAGGUGUAUAAAUUUAGAAUAUUACGGUUGACAAUUCAGAUCUGCUUUAUGUAGGACGAUUUACUUUGUUUCAAAACACUUGGCAUGUGACGUAGCGAUUGCUACGUUACGCACAGAGGAUAAGUAGAUUCAAGACAGAAACAUUCUUAUUUUCAAACCAGAUAUAUCCAUUCCACACAUGUGAACACAUACACGCACACAAAAGGAUACGUGCGUAUGUGUGUACGUGCGUACAUGCAUACAUACAUAAUAUACGUUACUUUAUUUCUACCUCUUUGCAACGACGAAUACUAUUCUUUCAGAUUCUAUAUUCCACGGUAUCUCGUUAAAUGUUAGUAUCUUGUGUAUAUGAAAUAAAAGUUUUGUUUGAAUGAAAUUUCGGAGAAAGAAAACGCUAUAUUCAAUUUAUAAAUUGACAUGACGUGCUAUAGAGUUAUUCUGGAUGAAUAACCUAUUUUGCAUAUUGAAUGUAUCAAUACAAUGUAUCAAUACAAAAGCGAAACGUGGAAGUAAAGUAAAAAAAAAAAUGAAGGUAAUGCUUCUUCAAGUUCCUAGCUAUUACUAGUACGUAUUCUGAUAACUAGCCGCAUGUUAAUUUAAAAAAGAAAAGAAGUGUUUAAACCAAUAAUUCACUGAUAAUUGAUGAUUUAUGCAAUAAGUUUAUGUGAAUUUUUAUACAUUUUUCAUAAAAUUUAUUUAAUAAAAUCGUUGUGUCACGUAAUAUCGAACAGUUUCCGUUUCAAUUCAAUUGUUUAACAAAUGCACUGUGUAUAAAAGUGUGAUGGACGUAUCGAACGGAAUGAUAGCUUGAAGCAAAUGCCUAUCCAUUGUGAAGAGAUUGCAGUAAGCAAUAUCCUAUGGACUACAUUUACAUUACAUACACCGCCAACUACAUUUGAUAUUUGAUUAAUUCAUGUGAAAUCUGAUAUUUUCGCACGGCAAAAGGAAGCAGAAUUGACAUCAAUUCAUGCGUUUGUAUUGUAACAUGUGCAUUUAUAAGUGAUACUUUGCGAUGUUGCUGCUGCAUCUUCCUGAUACUCAUACCGCAAAUUUUUGUUUCAGAACGACUUAUUAAGACAAACUAUUUGAAAUUUUUGUUAACGCGGUGUUUCUUGUUUAUAUUCAGUAAGUUCCAUAUGCUCGUUGAGAAUCAGUAUCUUAUGAUGGGGUUGACGUGAACAUCUCGACAAAUGACUUGAGAGAGGUUGUGCAAGUUUGAUGAAGAUAAAAAAUAAAGACAAAAGAAAAAAACAGUACACGUUGUAAAAUUAAAAAUACUUACGUUAAAUGUGAAUGUUACAGGCGCAUUGCCAAUAAAGCGAUAGCGAUACUUGGUAGAGAUUUUGAUUAAACGCAUGUAGUUUGUGUCCCGGGAACUAUAAAUGGUUCUUCCCAAAGCACCGAGUUUAGAUGUGUAUUGUAACUAUUUUACGUCUACCCCUUUCAUAGAUACGUUAAAUUUUCAUAUAUUUGGAAAUGUCCAAGGUACAACGUAUAUGUAGAAGACUAUUAAAUUAUAAUUAUGUGUGUGUGAUAUAACAAGAAAGUGCGACAAUGUUUAAGCAAUGAAAAAAAAUCUUAAUUGAUCUUCGAAGCCACAUAGAACUGGUCUUCCACAUAUUGAUCUGCAAAUACGUCAGGAAUUGAGUUCCGUUUAUUUUGUAAUAAAUUAUUUCGAAACGUCGAAACACUAUUGCAGUAUGUCGUCGAUAAACACGUCAUUUAUUUCUAUUUAUAUUAAUAGAUCGCAAAGAUGUGAUAGCUCUUAUCGUUUUGAACGACGUAUAAGAUGCUAUUUUAACUCUUCUCGAUGUGGGAAGCGUGGAGAGGGACAGAGAAGUAAAUAAUUAUUAUCGACCGGCUACUUUCGUCACUCUCUAACUUUAGCGUAAGAAAACUCUGAGAAAAAAAGUAUACAUGGUAAGCAAGUGUAUAUAAGGAAAUAAUUAUAACGAGGCUGAUUCACAUUGAGCACCGUGAAUCUUCCGUGCAAGGCAUAAAUUGUUUGGAUAUCCUAUCGUAGAGAAUACGGUGUAUUUCUGAGUAAUAUCGAUGAGUAAUAUUUUGUCGUAUUGCAAUUCGAAGAUCUUGCAUUACUAUUCGGAGAUUCUACAAUGGACUGGUAAUCUCUUUUCUUUUACUUUCACGAAUGAUUCAGGGAAUCGUAGAGAAAAUUCAAUAAAGAUAGGAAAAGAG